Messenger RNA from Alternaria ethzedia, 213 nucleotides. RefSeq lists its product as uncharacterized. NCBI's taxonomy places the organism in Eukaryota, Fungi, Ascomycota, Dothideomycetes, Pleosporales, Pleosporaceae. The record is from RefSeq and is a predicted model, not a curated record. The transcript is spliced from 3 exons. Bases 1 to 213 code for a protein of 70 amino acids.
AUGGGUGCUCCCUGGUUCGCUCUCUUCGAGCUCAUUCGCUCACCGGCAUUCAACCGAGCCAUCCAGAAGGCCUAUCGCAAGAUCAACAGGCUGCCCGACUUUGAGCAGAAGAAUGGCGGAGGCAGAACCGGCCCAUCAUCCAUCGACCACUUCAAAGAUGAAGUGAAGAACCAGUUCCGCGAACUCACAUGGCAAAAGCGCCCUCCCAAAUGA